AUGCAGCUGCUCCUGCUCCCACUCCUGCUGGCCUUCUUCCUGCACCCCAGGGCAGAGGCAGCAGAUGCCAGGUGGUGGGCUCAGUGGGUGCACACAAGCAGACAGACUUUUCCUUUAGGGGAGAUCAUCGGGGGACAUGAGGCCAAACCCCACUCCCGCCCCUACAUGGCCUAUCUUCAGUACUGGUAUCAACGGACACCGAAGUACUGUGGUGGUUUCCUGAUACGAAAAGACUUCGUGCUGACAGCUGCUCACUGCAACGGCAGCUCCAUGAAUGUCACCCUGGGAGCCCACAACAUCAAGGAACAGGAGAAAACCCAGCAGUUCAUCCAUGUGAGAAAAGCCAUUCCCCACCCAGACUAUGAUUCUGAGGUCUACACUAAUGACAUCAUGCUGCUGCAGCUGGACAGAAAGGCCAAGCGGACUGCAGCUGUGCAGCCCAUCAGGCUGCCCAGGGUCACAAGCAGGGUGACACCGGGGAUGGUGUGCAGUGUGGCCGGCUGGGGCCGGAUUGCUACACUGGGCCCAUCCUCAGACACGCUGCAGGAGGUGACGCUGACAGUGCAGGAAGAUGAGAAGUGUGAAUCCCACUACCCCAAGAACUACAAUGGGAGCAUACAGAUUUGUGUUGGGGACCCAAAGCUAAAAAAGUGUUCCUUUCAGGGAGACUCCGGGGGCCCUCUGGUGUGUGACAAUGUGGCCCAGGGCAUUGUCUCCUAUGGAAGGAAGAAUGGGAGUCCUCCACGAGUCUUCACCAAGGUCACAAGUUUCCUACCCUGGAUACACAAAACCAUGAAACGCCUCCAACUGCAGGAAGCAGACUAAGCCCCCUCUGCGAAUGACCAAGUUCUCUGGAUCUCAGUCCAGAUUUAUACCAGGGGAG
Molecule: messenger RNA, 883 nt
Organism: Otolemur garnettii (small-eared galago)
Lineage: Eukaryota; Metazoa; Chordata; Mammalia; Primates; Galagidae
Product: granzyme B
Exons: 5
Coding region: 1-825 (274 amino acids)
Biological process (GO): proteolysis
Cellular component (GO): cytoplasm; intracellular membrane-bounded organelle
Molecular function (GO): serine-type endopeptidase activity
Source: RefSeq, a predicted model, not a curated record